AUGGAGUACGUGAAUACGGUGGGGCUGCGGCUUGAUGGGAGGCGCCCAAAUGAGAUACGGCAGCUCCGAGCCGAGAUGAGCACCCUGGCAUCAGCGGACGGGUCUGCGACUUUUGAGAUGGGGAACACCAAGGUGCUGGCGGCAGUAUACGGUCCUCGAGAGGCCAGCAACAGGGCCCAGACGGACACCUCCAAGGCCACUGUGCGGUGUGAAUACUCCAUGGCCGCUUUCAGUUCAGGGGAGCGGCGCAGGCGCGGCAAGUCUGACCGCCGGGCCACCGAGACGUCGCUGGCCAUAGCCAACACGUUGGAACAGAACAUCCUGACAGAGCUCCUGCCCCGGACACAAAUAGACAUCUAUGUGCAGGUCCUACAAGCCGACGGGGGCAUGCGAUGCGCCGCCAUCAACGCAGCCUUCCUUGCCCUGGCAGACGCCGGCGUCCCCAUGCGGGACAGCGUGGCUGCCUGCGCGGCGGGGUACCUCGACGGCACCGCCCUGUUGGACCUCAAUUACACCGAGGAUGGCGGUGGCGGCCCGGAGGUGGCAGUGGCCCUGCAGACUGGGCUGCACCAGGUGCUGAUGCUGCAGACCGACAGCAAGCUCAGCAUGGAGGUGUUUGAGGAGGUGGUCGAGCUGGCUAGCAACGGGUGCAGGGCGGUGGCGGAGUUCCUCAGGACGACGCUCCUGGCGCAUGUGGGGCGGCUGAGCCUCGCCACUUCCAUCGCCAAGUCGGAGGCCUGA
Messenger RNA from Auxenochlorella protothecoides, 741 nucleotides. Its product is annotated as Exosome complex component RRP41. Bases 1 to 741 code for a protein of 246 amino acids. The record is from RefSeq and is a predicted model, not a curated record. Gene Ontology annotation, cellular component: nuclear exosome (RNase complex); cytoplasmic exosome (RNase complex); nucleolus. Gene Ontology annotation, biological process: poly(A)-dependent snoRNA 3'-end processing; U4 snRNA 3'-end processing; nuclear mRNA surveillance. NCBI's taxonomy places the organism in Eukaryota, Viridiplantae, Chlorophyta, Trebouxiophyceae, Chlorellales, Chlorellaceae. The transcript is spliced from 5 exons.